Molecule: messenger RNA, 3131 nt
Organism: Pyrus x bretschneideri (Chinese white pear)
Lineage: Eukaryota; Viridiplantae; Streptophyta; Magnoliopsida; Rosales; Rosaceae
Product: subtilisin-like protease SBT2.6
Exons: 12
Coding region: 400-2862 (820 amino acids)
Biological process (GO): proteolysis
Molecular function (GO): serine-type endopeptidase activity
Source: RefSeq, a predicted model, not a curated record
CACUCACUCACUCACUCACUGGAAAGUCGAUCAGCUUCUUCCCAGCUCUCUCUCGAGCUCUAGAGCUCUGCAAUCAAAGCAAUGCACUCCGCAUUCUGAUCAAAUCUUAGCCCUCCAUUGUUAGCCUUGAUGUAAAUCUCAGCUCCCUCACUCUCCCCUGUCCGAUUCGCCCCUUUGGAUCUCUGCAAGUGCUUAGUAAUGGAAGCGACUUUUUAUUAAGGAAUGCUUUGGUGCUUGCUGUGAUGUUGAAGCUACUUUGCCUUAUUUCUUCCACUCAGCUACUACUCACUCACUCGCUUGCUAAUCAAAAUCUCACUUUUUUAAGACUCUAAUUACUUGUGCAAUCUCAUCUUACUUACCACAACUUGAUCUUGUGGAGUAGUGAAGUUGGAUACUUGAAUGGUAAAAAUGGUGGCCAUGGAGUUUGGGUGCGCAGUUGCUGUACUGUUUUCCCUUUUAAUUAUUGGCAAAGCUGAUGUUUACAUCGUGACGAUUGAAGGAGAGCCUAUUAUAAGUUACCAAGGUGGUGUUGAUGGAUUUGAAGCCACUGCAGUGGAAUCUGAUGAAAAGAUUGACACAACUAGUGAAUCAGUCACAUCAUAUGCCCAACACUUGGAGAGUAAACACGAUAUGCUUCUUGGCAUGUUGUUUGAGGAAGGGAGCUACCAAAAACUCUACAGCUAUCAACAUCUUAUUAAUGGAUUUGCUGUCCACAUUUCUCAUGAACAGGCAGAAAGAUUGAUGCGUGCUCCUGGUGUGAAAUCAGUGGAGAGAGAUUGGAAGGUGAGGAGACUUACAACCCACACCCCACAGUUUUUAGGGCUCCCAACCGGAGUAUGGCCGACAGGAGGUGGCUCCGAUAGGGCUGGAGAAGAUAUUGUGAUAGGGUUUGUGGACUCAGGGAUUUAUCCGCACCAUCCAAGCUUUGCGAACCACAAUACCGAUCCUUAUGGGCCUGUUCCAAAGUAUAGAGGUAAAUGUGAAGUUGAUCCAGACACCAAGAGGAGCUUCUGUAAUGGGAAGAUUAUUGGAGCUCACCAUUUUGCCAAAGCUGCAAUAGCAGCUGGAGUAUUUAAUCCUUCUAUUGAUUUUGCCUCUCCUAUGGACGGUGAUGGACAUGGAAGUCACACUGCAGCUAUUGCAGCUGGUAAUAAUGGAAUUCCAGUGAGAAUGCAUGGUCAUGAAUUUGGGAAAGCAAGUGGGAUGGCUCCCCGUGCCAGAAUUGCUGUAUAUAAAGCCCUUUACAGGCUUUUUGGAGGGUUUGUAGCAGAUGUAGUAGCCGCAAUUGAUCAGGCUGUGUAUGAUGGAGUGGAUAUACUGAGCCUUUCUGUGGGGCCAAACAGUCCUCCAGCUACCACGAAGACCACUUAUUUGAAUCCUUUUGAUGCCACACUUCUUUCAGCUGUGAAAGCAGGUGUGUUUGUUGCACAAGCAGCUGGAAAUGGAGGACCUUUUCCAAAAACUUUGGUUUCUUAUAGUCCUUGGAUAGCUUCUGUUGCUGCCGCCAUUGAUGAUCGCAGAUACAAAAACCACCUAACACUUGGAAAUGGAAAAAUAUUAGCUGGACUUGGGUUGUCACCAUCGACACAUCCAAAUCAAACAUACACGCUGGUUGCUGCAAAUGAUGUGCUUCUUGAUUCUUCUGUAGUGAAGUAUAGCUCCUCAGACUGCCAGAAACCAGAAGUUUUAAACAAGAACUUGGUUCAGGGGAAUAUUCUUCUUUGUGGCUAUUCAUUUAAUUUCGUUGUUGGUACUGCAUCAAUCAAGAAAGUGUCCGAAACAGCCAAAAGUCUUGGUGCAAUCGGUUUUGUUCUUGCGGUGGAAAAUGUUUCCCCGGGGACAAAAUUUGAUCCUGUUCCUGUAGGCGUUCCUGGGAUUCUAAUCACUGAUGUUGAAAAGUCAAUGGAUCUUAUAGAUUAUUACAACAUCUCAACUGUUAGGGAUUGGACUGGUCGUGUGAAGAGCUUCAAAGGUAUAGGUAGCAUUGGGAAUGGUUUGAUGCCUAUACUCCACAAGUCUGCACCACAGGUGGCACUAUUCUCUGCUAGAGGACCCAACAUCAAAGAUUUCAGCUUCCAAGAAGCAGAUCUUCUCAAACCGGAUAUUCUAGCUCCUGGUUCUCUGAUUUGGGCUGCUUGGUCUCCAAAUGGAACAGAUGAACCAAAUUAUGUUGGGGAGGGAUUUGCCAUGAUUUCUGGAACAAGUAUGGCUGCACCACAUAUAGCGGGAAUAGCUGCUCUUGUAAAGCAGAAGCACCCUCAUUGGAGCCCUGCUGCCAUCAAAUCAGCUUUGAUGACAACAUCAACAACUAUCGACAGGGCUGGAAAACCUCUUCAAGCACAACAAUAUUCUGAAACACAAACCAUUAAGUUUGUCAGUGCCACCCCUUUUGAUUAUGGGAGUGGCCAUGUUGAUCCAAAAGCUGCUCUGGAUCCUGGACUAAUCUUUGAUGCGGGCUAUCAGGAUUACUUGGGUUUCUUGUGUACAACAGCUGGUAUUAAUUCUAAUGAGAUAAAGAACUACACAAACUCCCCCUGCAACUACACUAUGGGCCACCCGUCAAAUUUCAACUCUCCGUCAAUCACAGUAGCUCAUCUUGUGAAAAGUCAAACAGUUACACGCAUGGUCACAAAUGUUGCUGAAGAAGAAACCUAUGUGAUCACAACCAGAAUGGCUCCAGCCAUUGCCAUUGAAGCCAGCCCUCGGGCAAUGACUCUGAGACCUGGUGCAUCACGAAAGUUCUCAGUGACUCUGACAGUUCGGUCCAUCACUGGAGCCUACAGUUUCGGAGAGGUGAUAAUGAAAGGUAGCCGGGGGCACAAAGUGAGGAUCCCAGUAGUAGCUAUGGGUUACCAACGGUAGUUUUGGUUGGUAAAUUAAAAAUUUUAGCCGUUAUCAUUGUAAUAUUCUUUGAAACCUGUAGGAAUAAGGUGUGAGGCUAGAUGUAUGUGUCUGAAAUAUGUAUGUACGUGGAGUAGCUGUAAAGAGAACUGGUAAGAGGGGAGACUUUGUUCUUCCACUUAUAAGUUUUGCUAAAUUGGUUUGGUACAAGUUUUGCUCCUUGCAUUUCGUUUGAGGAUGGUUAUUCGAACUUAAUUUGUUUAAGGGGAAUGCUAGCUACCUUUCGAGCA